AUGUGGAGCCAAAAGAAACCAAGUCCUCCCUCUGACCAGGGUCAAGCUGUAGCUGUUAUCAUUUUUGUUCUCGGUGUUGGAACCCUGCUUCCCUGGAACUUCUUCAUUACAGCCUCCAAGUAUUUCAACGACCGCCUCAAAGAAUCAAACGCCGUCACUAACAGCACAUCAGGCGUUGCGUUGAAAGAAUACAACUAUGACAGCUGGAUGGCUUUGCUCUCCCAGCUGCCCCAGCUCCUCUUCUCUCUGCUCAACUCUUUCCUGUAUCAGAGGGUGAAGGAGCGUAUCCGGGUGGCCUUCAGCAUGAUCAUCAUCUUACUCCUUUUUUCCCUCACCGCUGGGCUGGUCAAGGUCGAGAUGCAGCCGGACACCUUCUUUUCGGUCACCAUGGCAACCAUUUGGUUCAUCAACAUGUUUAGUGCCGUUCUGCAGGGCAGUCUGUUCGGUGUGGUGGGUCUGUUUCCUCCUCGUUACAGCACUCUGUUUAUGAGUGGUCAGGGUCUGGCUGGGAUCUUUGCUGCUGUCGCCAUGCUCUGCUCCAUUUUAAGUAAACCUGAUAGACACUCCGCUGCACUGGGAUACUUCAUCACGCCGUGUGUGGCCACGCUGGGGACUCUGCUCUGCUACCUGCUGCUGCCACACCUGGAGUUUGCUCAUUUCUAUCUGAAAAGAAGUCAGUUUGAUGCAUUGGAGACAUCCCAUAAGCUCCUGGACAUCACGGACGUAAAAGCCUUAAACAGCAAUGGAAAGGAUGUUGAGGCCAACGAUAAGACGUGCAGUGAUUCAGACGAGGGUCAGGAGCGUUCUUCUGUCUUCGCUGUCUUUAAAAAGAUCUGGCUGAUGGCUCUGUGUGUAACAUGUGUCUUUGCUGUGACACUGUCGGUGUUUCCUGUCAUCACAGUCCGAGUCCAGACGGUCUACCCAAACCCCAACUGGGAGAAAGUGUUCACGUGUGUUUGCUGCUUCAUCGUUUUUAACGUUAUGGACUUGGCCGGUCGCAGCGCUCCCUCUCUCCUGCAGUGGCCGUCGAAGGGGAGCCGCCUGUUUCCUGUUGCUAUCUUGUCUCGUCUGGUCUUCGUCCCUCUGAUCAUGAUGUGUAACAUCAAGGACUCCAAACUCAUCUUCCUCAGUCACGACUGUGCCUUCGUCAUCAUCAUGGCUCUGUUCUCCUUCUCUAACGGCUACCUGGCGAGUCUCUGCAUGGCCUACGCUCCACAGUUGGUGCGAUGCAGAGACUGUGAGACGGCGGGCUCUCUCAUGACCUUCUUCCUGGUUCUAGGCCUGGCUCUGGGAGCAUCUCUGUCAUUCCUGCUGGGUAAACUGGUUUAAAGUAGUGUCUCACUGCGCAGCAACUCCUAGAGACU
Messenger RNA from Nematolebias whitei (Rio pearlfish), 1364 nucleotides. Its product is annotated as equilibrative nucleoside transporter 2-like. Gene Ontology annotation, molecular function: nucleoside transmembrane transporter activity. Gene Ontology annotation, biological process: nucleoside transmembrane transport; adenine transport; hypoxanthine transport. The transcript has 12 exons. The record is from RefSeq and is a predicted model, not a curated record. The coding region runs from base 1 to 1329 and encodes 442 amino acids. Gene Ontology annotation, cellular component: basolateral plasma membrane; plasma membrane. NCBI's taxonomy places the organism in Eukaryota, Metazoa, Chordata, Actinopteri, Cyprinodontiformes, Rivulidae.